ACAAACAGGCAGCGGCGCACAGUGAAGCACUCUGGUUCAGCGCUUCUCGAGGGGAGGACAUAAAGCCACCUUACAACCCAACAAUACAAACCUUGACCCCCCCCCCCCCUUUUUUUUUUCUCCUCCUUCUUCUUCUUCGCCACGGACUUAAGCUGCACGUCAACUUUUAAAGCAACUUUUCCCUCAACCAAAAACCAGUCGUGGCACAAACUACCGCCCGUCGCAUUCAAGGAUCCGGCUCGGUCCUCCAUGAAAGAGGGAGUGCGGCAGCAAACUUGGGGAAAAGAGAUGUCUGCGACGGUUUUGUCCGCUUUCUACGACAUGGACAUGCUUUACAAGCAGGAUAAAAGCAUGAACAUGAACGCGCUCCACAUCAACAGCAUGCUGGAUAAGAAAGCGGUGGGGGCUCCGCUCACCUCUCCGGGCUCGGGGGCCUUCACGCCGGGAUUUUUCCGCCGAAACUCAACCAGCAACUUGGAGGCGUUAAACAACGGGAACAAAUACUCCGUGAGCUCCUACGGAAGCAUGAAGGAGAACACGCCGAUGAGCACCAGCAGCGCCACGGCCCUCAUGAACAAGGAGAACAAGUUCCGCGACCGCGCGUACAGCGAGAGCGGGGAGCGGGGCGUGCUGCAGCAGAAGCCCGGCUCUCAGAUCAACUCCACCCGCUACAAGACCGAGCUGUGCCGGCCCUUCGAGGAGAACGGCUCCUGCAAGUACGGGGAGAAGUGUCAGUUCGCGCACGGCUACCACGAGCUCAGGAGCUUGUCCCGCCACCCUAAGUACAAGACGGAGCCGUGCCGCACCUUCCACACCAUCGGCUUUUGCCCGUACGGCCCCCGCUGCCACUUUAUCCACAACGCCGACGAGCGCCGGCCCGCUCCGGCCUCCAACGCCAACAUGCAGGAGCCCCGCGGCUACAGGGACGUCCUCCCCCCGCAGCAGCUCGGCUUCACCCAGCGGGACAGACCAAAGCUCCACCACAGCCUCAGCUUCUCCGGCUUCUCCACCCACCACGGCCUCGAGUCUCCCCUGCUCGACAGCCCCACGUCCCGGACCCCCCCUCCGCCCACCACCGCCUCCUCCUGCACCUCCAUCUCCAGCUUCUACGAGGAGGUGCUCUCCCCCAACUCCAUGUCCUGCAUCAACAGUGCCUUCAACUUUCCCGGACAGGAUCUAAAAGCCUUGCUGGCCCCCCUGGCUGUGCACACCCCCAGCUACGCCAACAACCACUCCACCGGAGCCUACUACGGCAACGUGCCGGGCAACGCGUGCCCGCCCUCCCCUCCUUCCUACAACAUGAGCCACCUGCAGGCGCUGCGCCGCCUCAACGACUCUCCGGUGUUCGAGCCUCCUCCCAGCCCACCAGACUCGCUCUCUGACCGGGAGAGCUAUGCGAGCGGGUCCCUCAGCUCUUCCGGGAGCCUCAGCGGCUCCGAGUCCCCGAGUCUGGACGCUGGAAGACGGCUGCCGAUCUUCAGCAGGCUGUCGAUUUCCGAUGACUGAUUGUUCGAGUUUGUUUGGGAUUUUAUGGACCCUUUUUUUUUUUUUCAGCAGCAAUCCACCCUGCCGAAGUGCCUUUGAGCAAGACUAUGGGUCCCUGGCAGCUCCGCGGGUGCUGAGUCUGCUCUGGAGGGGAGAAGCAGGGAUCAAUAAAGUGUCCUUCACCUGGCAUUAAGUUUAGUAUCUCAAAGUAGAGAAAUACUUUGCACACCGUUUCAUCACACAGGUGUGCAGGAACGAGUCCAUCUAGAAUGACAACUCGUCUUAUUUGCAGAAAAGGAAGUCUGAGCUGCAGGAGAACAUUUGUUGGCAACUUUGCUACCACGACUUUGCAGAUAAAUGUUAUUUUGCAUGUUAGACACGGUGCCAGAGUUUGCUUGCAAUAACUUUUUCUUUCUUUCUUUUUGUAUUAUAUUUGUAUUAAACUUUAGAUAGCAAACAGAAGGCAUUCCAUCAGUGCCUUGCCCUUGGGCUUGCGGCAGCCCCCUCCCCCCCCCCCUCCUGGGAUUAGACAUGACUUGACAAGAAAGAGAGACUGUAAGCAGUUUCCAGAUUUCCUCCAUCCUGCCAAGAAAAUGCCUUCUUGAUGACUCAAAGUAACAUUUUUUUCUUUAUCAAACUGUUUUUUUUCUUCUUCUUUUCCUUCUUCCAUUCCAACCUUUUCCUCCUCCAGCGCCACCCAGUGGUGUGUUGGGUUAGUGUAGUGUGGUCAAAGCACUCUUUGAGUUGGGUUUGUUCGGGGAAAUCACUGCUGAUGGUUGAAUAUCUAUUUUUUUAGCUGUUUUUGAGUGAUUGACAUAGCUGUGCAUAAGUGGCUAUGGACUAUUUAACUUAUUUAUUAUCUUGUGAAAACAAAGUAUAGGCUACAUCGGUAAUUUGUGUCCAUACUGUAUUUAUCAAGUAUGAUGAAGCAAUAGAUCUAUAUUCUUUUAUGUUUAAAUUAUGGUCGCCAUUAUUAAUCUGCAUAAAGUGGAGUGUAUGUUCUUUUCACAGUAAUAUAUAUAUUUUGUUUUUUUCUUCUUUUUUUUGUAACUUCACUCGGUUAUUUUUAUUGUAAAUGAGUAAAAAAAAAAAAAUCUUAAUUUAAGAGAACGUAUGUGAUAUUUAUUUCAUUAAUUUUGUUUCCUUGUUUACGUUUAUUAAAAAGAAAAGUUUGCGUGAUUGCUGUUCGCCGUGUCAGUGCUUAGAAGGCGUGUGUUGUUUUUUUUGAGGAUCCCUAUUUAGUUGUUUUUUCUUUUUUUGGUAGAAUGUAAAAAAAAAAAACGAUGUGGUUGUACAGACCGUCCAAACUUCUUUUUUUUAGUUUAGAUCAGACGUCAGUGACAAAGAACCCAAGUCAAUAAAUUAACCAAAAAGUAUUUUUGUUUAUUUUCUUGUCUGUGUUUGCACGAGGUCACACUGUGAUUCCAGCCGCGUGCUAAAGAAUGUAGCAUCCUUGUGCCCCAGUAUUAUUGUGUAGUGCCUAAAUAUGGGGUUCACCAUCUUGACAUGCCUUAAAAUUAACCAAAUAAAGUAUUUUUCCUACAUGGCGUCUUUUCUACACACGUUGAACUGAAUGUAGAGUCGAUCUUUUUUUUUUUUUUUUAAGGUUGUUACCACUCAGACACUCUGACAGAAACAGCCGUAACCUUUCUAAACCCCCAUUCCUCUUCUCUUCAUUGCCUUUGAUUCUGUUUUUUUAUUUUUCGUAUUGAGACGUAGUGUGAGCGUUAGCUGACAGGGAGGUGGACGAACACGUUUGGUUUGUACAUAGUAGGUACAGGGGGAAGCGCACUAUGUACUUUUGACUACUUUAUCAGAAGUAAAGCUUUUUGAAUGUAACAAAAAACGGACAAAAUUGACAACGAGAGUUGUGUUAUCUUUUUUGGGGGAGUCAGUUCACUACAAAUCGAGUGUGUGACUGUUAACUUUGUACUGUACAUUUUUUGUAGUUCUCCCAAUAAAAAACAUUUUGAAAAAAAA
This is a messenger RNA of Labrus mixtus (cuckoo wrasse), 3465 nucleotides long. It is a transcript of the gene zfp36l2, whose product is annotated as zinc finger protein 36, C3H type-like 2. The coding region runs from base 250 to 1506 and encodes 418 amino acids. NCBI's taxonomy places the organism in Eukaryota, Metazoa, Chordata, Actinopteri, Labriformes, Labridae. The transcript has 2 exons. Gene Ontology annotation, molecular function: metal ion binding; mRNA binding. The record is from RefSeq and is a predicted model, not a curated record.